Oryzias latipes (Japanese medaka) is the source of this 2467-nucleotide messenger RNA. RefSeq names its product RAS (RAD and GEM)-like GTP binding 2 (gene rem2). Gene Ontology annotation, molecular function: GTP binding; calcium channel regulator activity; GTPase activity. The record is from RefSeq and is a predicted model, not a curated record. Gene Ontology annotation, cellular component: plasma membrane. Lineage: Eukaryota; Metazoa; Chordata; Actinopteri; Beloniformes; Adrianichthyidae.
UGCUUCAGCAGACGGAUGUGAGGGAUGCUCCUCCGUCCAUGAAAGGAACUGCCCCCCUCCCCCCACUGACGAGCCUCCUCAUAAGUACUUCCAGUGAGGGAGACACAGACGCAGGUAUUAACGGGAGGUGGGGCGGGAAGCGCGGAAACGGCCAUCCACCGGGAGGACCUAAAGGGAGCAGACCCAUGCGCAACGGUGUCGAUGACUUUUUAUUUUUUAUUUUUUCGCCUACCCCCCCCCCCCCCCUCCCGCCCCUUUUAACGCAGGUGUAGCUUUUUAAUCCACCCCCCGACUCCACCCCCACUCCUACAACCCACCCAAGUCUCGCACGCGCGCUGCAUCCUUUCAAACCACCGGGAAGGCAUGCUCGAGCUCUGGAGCGUCAGGAACAGGGGCGCGUUGAACGCAUCGCGGUGCGUCUCCUUUGUGCGCGGCGUGGCCCCGCCGCUGUGAAGGAUCCCCGCUCUGCAGCCCGCACGGAUGACCUAAAAGCUUCCAGUCUUCGCUUCACAAACACAGGACUUCACGAUCACCAUGGCUGACCAGUACAGUAUGUUUCUCACGACGGCGCCGCCGCUCCGGCGAGGGAGCACCCCUCUGCCCGUCAAACACCAGCUACGGAGGGAAGAAGCUGUGUCCGAGGACUGCGACUGGAUCCCGGGCAUAGAAGAACCUACCACGUUGCCUAUCAGUGACACGACGGUGCCUCGGGUUGAGUCUUUCAGCCAGUCGGCGGCAUCCCAGCCAGCUUAUCAAAGCUCCGGAGGAGCACUGAAGAUAGUACUACUGGGACAGAACGGCGUGGGCAAGUCUUCGCUUGCCUUAUCCCUGGCCGGACAGUCGGACCGAUCCCUCUCUAUAGACUCUGAGACACAAGCUUGCGGUGAGGGCUACGAGAGCACAGUGACCGUGGAUGAUGAAGACAGUAAAGUUAUCAUUUAUGACAAUUGGAAACAGGACCUGGCCACGAUGCAGUGCGACGUGUGUAUCCUGGUGUUCUCAGUGACUGACAGGAGGAGUUUCCACCGCACGGCCCAGCUCCGCCUCCUUCUCAGGGAGUCCCAGCCACAAACACCCAUCAUCCUCGUGGGGAACAAGAGCGACCUGGUCCGGUCCAGAGAAAUCAGUUCAGAAGAGGCCCAGUCCAGCGCCAUGAUGUUUGACUGCGUCUACCUGGAGCUCUCUGCGUCUUUGGACCACGGCACGAACGAGCUGCUGGAGGCGGCGGUGCGGACGGCACGAGGGGACUGCGUGGGUCCCGGUUGGAUGGACGGCGACCCGGGAGCGGGACGCCGGGAGAGCCUGACGAGCCGGGCCAAGCGCUUCCUGGCCGGCCUGGUGCCCCGGUCGUACGGGCGGGACCGCGAUCGGGGCCGCUACAGGGAAAUGAGCCGGCACGGGGGGAGCAAGAUCUUUCGUCAAAAAUCCCGCUCCUGCCAUGACCUCAGCGCACUGUGACCCCCCCCCCCCAACUGCUCUUACAGGGGAGAUAGCAAACACACAACACACCCUCCAUAUAAACACACAAAAACUCACACACAUGGAGGGGGGAAAAAAAGACCACAAGGGACAUGAUGUGCAUGGUAGAAAGAGAAACUUUGAGGAGAGGAGAGAUGGAAGCCCUCGGAUCAGUGAGGCAAUUUCCAGCCAGAGAAACGGAUAAGGAGCCUGAUUGGACGCCGCAGCUCGGCUGAAUCACUCAUUACUCCCGAAAGAAAAUCAUCAAGGUAGCGAUUUGAUGCCUAACUGGAGGGACAAUGAAGUCACCCAAACAAAUACUGAAACACACGUAGCACCCACGAAUGAACGUAGAGACUGAUAGCAAUUCAAUGUAUUCCAGACCCUGGUUUUCCAGCAUGCGUAGUAGACGAUCUAAGACCCCGUAGGUUUUUACAGUCACAUGACCCUUGAUUUACAGUACCUCAGUGGCCGAUAGCAAAUGCAAAGUCCUGCUAGUGUUAUGAGUAAUGCCAUAACAAAGGCAAGACUGUUUAUUUUUCAAAUGUCUCCACAGUCUGUCCAUGUCCCGCGCUGAAUACAAGCGUUGUUUGAUACAGGAUGUUCAUCUUGCGACUUUUAUAGAAGGUUAAAUCAUCACCCACCCAAGCCAUAUUCUUUUGCUGACUGCACCACAAGCAAUCAGCAGAGUAAACCCUUUACUGCAGACGGACGGACGGAGGGAGAGGACAUCACGGGGGCCGCUGUCAAAGCACGGAAGGACAAACACAAAAAACCCUAUCUACCUGUGGCUGCUUGAUCUGCUCUGAUUAUUUGGUUUUGCGUGUUUUUCACCUCGAUUCUCGCAGGUUGAGACUUUUUAUUCUGUGGGGAGGGAGAUUCUGGAACUGUUCCCUGUAUGUCACGGAGCGCGCCGCCACCGCCGCCUCUGUAACAUCCUCACCGGUUUGUCACUGUCUGCACUCAUCUUCACCUCUGAGAAUAAAAGCAUUUUUGUUUGGCAUCUCUA